This is a messenger RNA of Phlebotomus papatasi, 1018 nucleotides long. RefSeq lists its product as uncharacterized. The coding region runs from base 86 to 940 and encodes 284 amino acids. NCBI's taxonomy places the organism in Eukaryota, Metazoa, Arthropoda, Insecta, Diptera, Psychodidae. The transcript has 3 exons. The record is from RefSeq and is a predicted model, not a curated record.
CAAAAAGCACCACAACAUUUUCGUUUUUGUACCAUGCCUCGCUGGAUCGAUAUUUUGCUUUUUGCUGCCACAACACCUCCGUGAGAUGCAAUCAAUUGGGGGCUUUAAUAUGUUAAUCGAAUACUUUAUACGAUCAUCAAAAAGCAAUGUUGUUCGAGUGUUGAAGAGAUCAACAAUCUUUGCAACGUUCCUCUUUCAAAUUUUCAGUGGGAUCAUUGCCUAUAUUUUUAAGACUGGGACAACCAGGAGAUUUUGGUUCUUUAACAUUCCUGUACCUGCGGACACAAAUUCAUCAACAUCGAGUUUUCGCGAAGGAAGAAAUGGAUGGAUGGAUAAACUUAUAAGGACAACGAGGCAUGUUUGUUCACACGAUGAAACCUGCGAGAGUUUCGUGAUGAAAGAGUUCAAGAGGACUACAACGUUUGGAUUCAUGGUAACCCUCCUUAAGGCUUUAGUUUCACAAACAAAAUUCUCCGGAGGCAACUUUUUCAGUAAAUUGGUCAAGGACUUCGACUACAGACUAUUUAUCUUCCUCUCAUCCUUCGGGAGCCUCUUUAAACUUCUCAAUUGCCUCACUAAUCGCUACAUGCAGACAGAUUCUCCGCGAACCAGCACGAUAUCUGGCUUCUUGGCAGGAAUUGUAUUUAUGGUUUAUCCUAAAUUUGUCUUUUUCUCCUUCGGUCUCAGUCGCACUCUUCAACUUUGGUGGAUGCACUACAAUCAGACAACUACCAAUAGACCCAAAGUAAUUGAACUCCUCGAAAAGAUCCCCUUUAGCACCCUCAUCUAUACAUUUUCUUCAGCUUUUCUCUAUCAAUGUCGCGUGUUUAAUCCCAGUGAAACACCAAAGUACAUUCACCAAAUAAUGACUAUUGCCACACAGAAAAGGAGUGAUACCCUGGCAGAGUCCUAUGCUGCAAUGAUAAUGGGUCUGGCGUAAAAUGAACGAAAACACCCGUCAUAUUCAAUUUAUUCUUUGGAACAUUUGCAUUCUAUUUAGCAAAUAAAAUGUAUUCUC